This is a messenger RNA of Xiphophorus couchianus (Monterrey platyfish), 590 nucleotides long. RefSeq names its product NADH:ubiquinone oxidoreductase subunit A2 (gene ndufa2). Lineage: Eukaryota; Metazoa; Chordata; Actinopteri; Cyprinodontiformes; Poeciliidae. Gene Ontology annotation, cellular component: respiratory chain complex I. Bases 208 to 510 code for a protein of 100 amino acids. The transcript is spliced from 3 exons. The record is from RefSeq and is a predicted model, not a curated record.
UUUCAGUUUGAUGUCAGGUAUAGCUGUACAGAGUUGGGAAGAUGCUGCAAUUUGACUUCCUGUGAAAGGUUGCGCGUUUAUUUACGCAGCCUGAUUCUGUGUCAGGACAAACCCAGGGAGAAACACGCCCAUAUGAGGAGCCUGUCAGAAUCCACCCGGGGCUGAAACAACCCACAGCUCGUCCUUGACAGACGAGAAGUAGCCAAGAUGGCGGCCGCCGCAGCGAGAAGCCUAAGCUCCAAUUUGGCUAAAAACCUCCGAGAGAUCCGCCUCCACCUCUGCCAGAGCUCAGCAGCCAGCCAGGGGGCCAGGAACUUUGUGGAGCAGAAGUACGUGGCCCUGAAGAAGGCCAACCCAGACCUUCCCAUCCUGAUCCGGGAAUGUUCUGGAGUCCAGGCCCGGCUCUGGGCCCGAUACGAUUUUGGGAAGGAGAGGAGUGUCUCUGUGGAUAACAUGUCAGCUGAGCAGGUGGCCGCCACCCUGCAGACUCUGGCCCAGUCCAAACAUUAAGCCCCGCCCCCUCUGAGCCAGCUCUACUUUCUCUAUUUUUUCUGUAAAUGUGUUGAUAUGAAUAAAGACUCUUGACUCCA